Oncorhynchus keta (chum salmon) is the source of this 2372-nucleotide messenger RNA. It is a transcript of the gene sdf2l1, whose product is annotated as stromal cell-derived factor 2-like 1. The coding region runs from base 83 to 742 and encodes 219 amino acids. NCBI's taxonomy places the organism in Eukaryota, Metazoa, Chordata, Actinopteri, Salmoniformes, Salmonidae. The transcript is spliced from 4 exons. The record is from RefSeq and is a predicted model, not a curated record.
ACAUAAGCACUAAUUUUUGAAAGUGCCCUGUCCUUGAGUUUUACAUGCUCUCGCUCUCGAUUAUGUCCAUAGAGGCAGAACAAUGGGAUUAAUUUACACUUUCCGCGUCUUAAUCAAAUCAAUUUUGGUCGUUAUUUUGUGGUCCAAAUGCGAGGGUCGGGAGUCAGAGUUUAACUACGUCACCUGCGGUUCGCUUGUGAAAUUGCUGAACACGAGACACAACGUUCGGCUGCACUCUCAUGAUGUAAAAUACGGCUCAGGCAGUGGGCAGCAGUCUGUGACGGGCGUGGAGAGUGCAGAUGAUGCCAACAGUUACUGGAGGAUUCGGGGGAAGCCCGACGGGACCUGCCAACGCGGCGUGCCCAUCCAGUGUGGUCAGGCCGUCCGCAUCACGCACAUGACCACGGGACGCAACCUCCACACACACCACUUCAGCUCGCCGCUGUCCAACAACCAGGAGGUGAGUGCGUUCGGCGAGAACGGCGAGGGGGAUGACCUGGACGUGUGGAAGGUGCAGUGCGACGGCUCCAUCUGGGAGCGGGACGAGGCGGUGCGCUUCAAACACGUCGGCACCGACGCCUUCCUGAGCGUGACGGGUGAGCAGUACGGCAACCCCAUCCAGGGACAGAGGGAGGUGCACGGCAUGGGUACUGCCAACCAGAACAACUACUGGAAGGCUAUGGAGGGUGUGUUCAUUCUCCCCAGCCAAGAACCUCUGAGACACAAUCACGAAGAGCUCUGAUGACAUCGUCAAGCUAACGAGACGCCAUCACGAAGAGCUCUGAUGACAUCGUCAAGCUAACGAGACGCCAUCACGAAGAGCUCUGGUGACAUUGUCAAGCUAACGAGACGCCAUCACGAAGAGUUCUGGUGACAUCGUCAAGCUAACGAGACGACAUCACGAAGAGUUCUGGUGACAUCGUCAAGCUAACGAGACGACAUCACGAAGAGCUCUGGUGACAUCAUCAAGCUAACGAGACGCCAUCACGAAGAGCUCUGGUGACAUUGUCAAGCUAACGAGACGCCAUCACGAAGAGUUCUGGUGACAUCGUCAAGCUAACGAGACGACAUCACGAAGAGCUCUGGUGACAUCAUCAAGCUAACGAGACGCCAUCACGAAGAGCUCUGACGACAACAUCAAGCUAACGAGACGCCAUCACGAAGAGCUCUGAUGACAUCAUCAAGCUCACGAGACGCCAUCACGAAGAGCUCUGGUGACAUCGUCAAGUUAACGAGACGCCAUCACGAAGAGCUCUGGUGACGUCAAGUUAACGAGACGCCAUCACGAAGAGCUCUGGUGACAUUGUCAAGCUGCUGCGUCACGAUGAGCUCUGACGUCAUGACGAGCUCUUGACGACGUCACAAUGAGUGCCGAUGACCUCAUCGGACAUCGUCACAUAAUAUUGCGCCUCGGCUUCGUCUGAAACGGAACCCUUUUCCCUAUUCUAUAAUAUAUACCCACAUGACUGAUCAACAAAAAAAUAGUGCACUAAAAUAGAGAAUAGGGAGCCGCGUCAGACUGCAGGAUGACACUGAUGCAGCUACCUGGGUCAAGAUGGCGCCUAUGACUUUAUGACAUUCUUUUGUAUACCCGUUAGCCAACCGGGAACAACUUUUGGUGACUAUUGACUACUGAAUAUAGGCUUACGUUACGUUAGGAGCGUCCGGCUCUGUGCAGUCGGUCUCUGGUGCCGGGAUCAGACAGGGAGAUGAGAAGGUUGUCUGACGAUGAGCAAAAUGGGAUUGAAGAAUUUGGCUUUGGUUAGUUUGAGGGAGAAUGUGGUAAGGCAGUUGCUCUGCUCUGAUAUCAGAGGUAUUAGCACCUGCCCGCAGGGGGGGGGGGUGAAUCUAUGGGAAACACUGCCAUUUCCAGGUGAAUCUACUGUGCCUGUCUACUCCUUAGCGACCAACAUCCUGAUGGUAAUAAAAACAUGGUCUGGAUUUUUCACUUCCUGUAGCUGCUGUGCUCACCCUUUACCUCUAGCUGCUGUGCUCACCCUUUACCUGUAACAAUGACAUCACAUUUAGACACCACCUACUGUAAGGCCUUUCCCCCUGGGAACAUAACUCACCUGACUUGCUUUUGGGAGUGUUUUCUUAUUGUGUUUAGACUUAAUUUAUGUUUGAAUGUCGGGAAAGGAUAUUGUUUAUUUGUAUGAGGGAAGAUCAGGUGAUAGAAGUUAUUUGGAACACAAUUUUCUAGUCUGUUUAUUUUUAGUUCUCUGCAGUUUUCAUUGUGGGUCAUCGGGGAGGAUAUUUUCUAGUCUGUAAUAUAGAGCCUCAACUCCAUAUGAUAUCAUGAAACACCUUCGUUUGGGCUCGUUGCUCUUUCGACGAUGAAUCACAAUUAAUAAAGACAUUUUGUUUCUGUG